Molecule: messenger RNA, 1014 nt
Organism: Scomber japonicus (chub mackerel)
Lineage: Eukaryota; Metazoa; Chordata; Actinopteri; Scombriformes; Scombridae
Gene: igsf5a
Product: immunoglobulin superfamily, member 5a
Exons: 7
Coding region: 1-1014 (337 amino acids)
Biological process (GO): cell-cell adhesion
Source: RefSeq, a predicted model, not a curated record
AUGUUCCAGCUGGAGCCUCUGAAUGUCUCAGUGCUACAAGGUUCUGCUGCCCAAUUCAACGCCACUGUGGAGGGAAAGUGGGAUUUCAUGACGUGGACCAUUGGAGGUCUUCUGGUCCUCACUGUCCCUGAAACCAAGAACGAGACAUCAUCAGGACAGUUUUCUGCCACACACAGCUCUGAUGGGGACUCCAGCCUUGUGGAGUUCAAAAUCUGGAACACCACCCGCAACCAGACAGGGGAUGUUAUCUGCGCUGUGCAGGGGCCAUAUGGAUCAAAAACUGCAACUCUUAAAGUACAAGAUAUGGGAGAUGUCAACAUCACGGAAGGUAACGUGACAGUGGAACAGGGCCAGCAGGUAGAACUUCAGUGUGUAACAACUGCUUGGUUCCCUAAACCUACUGUCACAUGGAACCAAAAUGAUCAACCUGUGGACAGCAGCCUGUACAACACCACCACCAGUGAGGAAAUUGAGGGUUACUACAACUCCACCAGUGUCCUCAAGUUCCAGGCGACCAGCAACACCAAAGUGGAGUGUCUUGCAAUUAUCACAGCACUAAAAUACCCACAAUCCAGCACUGUCCACGUGGUGGUUGUGCCCAAGCCUCCUGACUGGACUGUGCUGAUAGCUGUGGUUUGUUCCAUUGGAGGCUUUGCUCUGCUGGUUUUGCUCAUCCUAGGAAUCAUUUUCUGCAUCAAACACAGGAAAAAAAAACAAGCCAACUACCAAGAUGAAAUGAGGAGAGUGAGGACACAUAGUCAGUUAAGUGGUACCGGUCCAGAUGGACAGAGACAGGGUCAAGUGAACUCAGGAUAUGUGAAUGACAAUCAAGUAACAUCAACAAGUGUCCCUCCCAGUGAAAUCGCUGACAGUGGCUUUUUUCAGACAAAUGGAUCCAAUAUGGAAGAGAUGCCUAAUGGUAACAGUAAUCAUGCAGGAAUCGACUACAAUCAUGCCAAUCACACUUUGGAGCAUCCAGGUGUCAAGAAACACAGACAUGCUACUGUUGUGUAA